UGUUACAGGUGCUGUUGAGUCCAUUAUCACUGUGAGCGCAGUGACAGGGACAGGGGCAGGCUGAGACUCUUGAGGACAUUUUUCUCUCCCACGGCUUCCAGAGCGACAACAGCGGCGCAAGCUGAGCACGCGACACCCAGCUGCGGUCCACCUGUCCUGCUGCGUUUGACGGCUAAGUUAUCAGAGGAAGGUGCUGACAGGUGACUUGCCACCAUGUUUAAAAAAAGCAAGAAGACCGCCGCUAUCACCCCUACGCCUACGACGCAGCAAAAAUCAAGUACCAGUACAGACUUGGCUGCCAUUGUUGAGAAGUUGCAGAAGAACGCUGAUAAGGUGGAGAAGAACAUCUAUGAUAUCGAGCAGAACCUCAACAAGGAUGUUGGUAAGAUCAACGAAGGGAAGCAGCCUCUGUAUCAGGAUGAUACUAAUAAGAGAAUCCUCAACUCUCUGGAGCUGCUCGAUACCCUGGAUGAAGAUGCCCGUGCAACCAAGCGCCUCCAGCAUCCUCAGGCGGAGAUGAUUGAGCAAGACAUGGUUCAGCUGCGAGAGAGGGUGAAUAAGCUGAAGGAGGACCAUGAUCGGAUCUACCACCUGAACCGCGCGGAGGGGAUGCCCAGCGUUAACUGGGGCAACAUCAUGGAAGACAAACUGGAAAACCUGAACAACAAGGGCUUUGGUGAAGAUCUGCCCACUUUGGAGAAGGAGGUGGAGGAGCACAACAUCUUCCAGAGCGAGGUGGAGGCGCUGGCUCCCCACAUCUCUACUGGAGGAGACAAGGAAUACCUCAGCGGCCUCCGGUCCAAGUAUGACAAACUGCUGGCCAGCUCUAGUGCUCGCCAGCGCCAUCUGCUGAGCCUUCGGGACUUCAUGCAGCGCUGCACCAAUGAACUUUUCUGGAUGGACCAGCAAGGACGGGAGAGGUUUGACUAUGACUGGAGUGAUGCUAACCUGGACUACCCCGCCCGCCGAAGGCAGUAUGAGAACUUUAUCAAUAAAUGUCUGGAGAGCAAGGAGUCUACCAUCAGCAAGCUGAAUGAAGAUGCAAACAGUCUGAUAGAUGCACAACACCCAGCAAAGAAUGUCAUAGAGGCGCACAAUGAAGCGGUCCAUGCUGACUGGAAAGAGUACCUGAACCUGCUCAUCUGUGAGGAAAGUCAUCUCAAGCACAUGGAUGAAUAUCACAAGUUCCACAAGGAAGCACGCGACACUCAGGACCUGCUGAAGCGGCUGGAAACGGAAAUCAACCAGAAGUACAGCCCAGAGUACAAAGAUGUUUAUCAGACGCAGAGCCUGAUCUCCGAGCUGGAUGACCAGGCUAAGGCAGUGGAUCACAUUGACGAGCGGGUCAAGGGUCUCCAAAGCCGGAGCCUGCAGGUUCUGCCUCUGAAGUACCGGAGAGAAACCCCCCAGAAGCUGCUGCCCAUUGAAGCUCUGUGUGACUUUGAACCACUGGAAGAGAUGCUGGAGAUGAAGACGGUGAAAACCCCAAAGCAGGAUCAAAUUGUUCGCGGAGAAACGUACACCCUGCUCCGAAACAAUGGGUCCAGAUGGGAUGUGAAGGAUCAAACGGGACAUAAGAUCAAUGCUCCAGGCAUCUGCUUCAUGAUCCCACCCACUGACCCAGAGGCGGUGGCCAUUUCUGACAACUUGGCUAGUCAACAGAAAGCUGUCAAGCAGAAGCUGGCGUCCAGCAAAGCAGCUCUGCUGAAAAGAUUUGAGGAGCUGAAGAAGCAGAGUGGAGCAGGAACGGCUACUGACAAGGAUGAACAACAGUGCCGCCAGCUGAUGGCCGGUCUUGAUAAGGUGGUCAGUGACUUGGACAAACAGGAGAAAGAAAUUUAUGCUCGAGUACGCCCACCGCUGGAGCAGAACCGGACCGUGCCGGACAGCGCUGACCGCCUGCAGGACAUAAGGAACAUCGCUUCAACUGUCCGCAGGAUUGAGCCAGAGAAGACCUCUAAAGUUGCAGAGGCAAACAGCUUCUUGACUUCAAACCCAAACUCCCCCAGUGCUCCUCAGCUUCACAGCAAGGUGGAUGAGGCCAACAGGAAGUACACCAAGAUCGAGCAGCUUCUUCAGUGCUCCGAGGACAAACUGAAGAAUUCCAACCAGCUGGAGACCUCCAUUCAGAAAGGGAAGACUUUACUGUCUACCUACGAGAACACGCUGGCCAGGGAGGAGGUUGCUCCAGCUGACAUCCCCUCAGUGGAGAAAAUGCAGAAAGAACUUGCUGACUUGGGGUCAGACCUGAAGGCUCAGAGGUCAGUGAUCUCUGAAACGGAGCAGAACCUGCGCCUGGCCAAAGGCAGCUGUGACACCAUGGCCAGGGACUUCCAGGAGCAUUGUCCUGACAUCGAACGGCAGGAGGCUGAUGUUCAGAAACUCAACAAGCGCUACAACAACCUCAAUAGGCAGAUCGACACCAGGUCUCAAAGCCUGCAGAGAGCCAAGAUGGCUUACAAGAAUUACCAGAAUGACUAUAGCAGCCUGAACUCCUGGCUGUCCCAUAUCCCAAAUUAUGAGCCCCGUGAAACUGAUGACCUAAGACAACUAGACGCCAAGCUGAAGAAUCAAAGGAACCUGCUGUCUGACAUUUCAAGAAAGGAGUCAGACUUGAACAAUUUGUCAAAAAAUGCCCAGCUUUACCAGCAGGCCGUCAAGGACUAUGAGACUGAGACUGAGAAAUUCCGGUCCAUUCUGGAUCUGGAGGAUGGACUUGUCCCCCAGUCCUACAAGAGGAGCAGACUGGAAUCCCCUGCUUUGACAGUGAAAGCAGAGGAAGCUGCCAUGGAAGCAAAGUUCACAGAGGUGAAUGCCGUGAACAAGCAAAGGCUGCAGAAUCUUGAGUUCGCCCAAAAUCUUCUUAGCCAGCAACCUGAAAUUCCUAUGAUUCAGUCUUCCACCGUAAGAUCAGUCAAUGCUGCUGCCCCGGGAGAGGAGCCGUGGCGAAUCAGAAAGCAGCUGGAAGAUGAGAUCCACAGGCGAGAGCAGCUAGAAAAAGAAAUUGAGACCAUUCAGACUGACAUUUACCUCCUGGAAGGUCAAAAGCCCCAAGAUACCAUCGUCAAGAAGGAGCUCAUUAAAAAGGUUCCAGAUCCUCAGUUGGAUGAGGAGGUACACAAGGUUCAGCAGAAGCUGUCAGAGGAGCGCCGCACCACCCAUGUGCUGGAGAAUGACCUGGAGGUGCUCAAGCUAAAGCUGCGUGGCCUUGAGACAGAGGUCAAAGAAGGAGCACAGCAGUACACGGUCAAAGAGGUUUUGCGCAUUGAGAGAGACCGUGGUCAGGAGGAGGAGAUUCGCAAGCUUCGGGAUGAGCUAGAAGAACUAAGAAGACACAAGAUGUUGAAAGACAAUGAGCUGGUUCAGAUCCAAAAGCAGGUUACCCUACUGGCUGAGGAGAAAAACAAGGAACAGGAAGUGAUCACUGAGGAGGAAGUGAUCAAGGUCCAAAACGACCCACAACUUGAGUCAGAGUACCGUCUUCUCCUUGACAGAAAACAGAAAGAAAUGGAUAACAGGAAGCAGUUGGAGGAUGAGUUGCAGUUCCUUCAGGAGAAGCUCAGAAGAUUGGAGAAGGAGAAGGCAAUUGCUGAGGAGAAGAUUUCCAUCAAGGAGGUGCUGAAAGUAGAGAAAGAUGUUGUCUUUGAAAGAGAGGUAGAAAACCUCAGAAGGCAGUAUGAGGAUGAGAAGGCCAAGCGAAGAUCAUCACAACGGGAGAAGACAGACCUCCAGAGGAAAAUUCAAAGCCUGGAAGAAGAGAAGUCUAAGAUUGUGGUUCAGGAGAAGGUGCGUGAAAUUGUCCGCCCUGACCCCAAGGCUGAGAAUGAAGUGGCCAACCUCCGUCUCGAAGUUGUGGAGCAACAGCGGCGCUACAGAGAUGCUGAGCUCCAGCUGAAAUCCCUGCAGGAUGAGCUGGCUAUGCUAAGGAACAGAGGACCUCAAGUCGAAGUCAAAGAGAUCUUCAAAGAAGUGAUCAAAUAUAAAACCGAUCCACAGACGGAAAGAGAGCUGGAGAGACUUCGCAACGAAAUUGUUGAUAAAACUCACCUGACAGAAAAAUCUGAGAUGGAAAUCCGUCAACUCCGGGAUGAGAUCGAAAGAUGGAAGGCAACUAAACCGCAAAUACAGACGAAAGAGGUGGUCAAUGAAGUGGUGCAGUACAAAGAAGAUCCCAAGACUAAAGAAGAGAUUGAGACUCUGAAAAAGAAGCUGGCUGAUGAACAGAAGAAACGUCUUGAUCUUGAGGGAGAACGGUUAGCCCAAGAAGAAAAGAUUAGGCUAAAGAAGAUGGAUCUGUCUCAGGUGCGAGAGAAGAUUGUUCAGCAAGAAGUGAUUAAAAUGGAAGAAGACCCUGUGCUCAAGUCAGAGUGUGACACUUUCCUACAAAGUAUCAACAGUGAGCAAAAACAAAAAGAGAAUCUUCAAUCAGAGCUCCUUCUGCUGCAGAGACAGAUUGCUGAUCUGGACCAGCAACUGAGAGAACUAGAGCAAGAGCGCAAGGCAAGGCGUGAAGCAGAGCUGGAGAUCCAGAGACUUCGUGUCAGACUUAACGAGUUGGAGAUCCGGGACAAAGAAAAUCGUGAAAAGGUGACUGUCAAACAGAAGGUUGUACUUCAGCAGGAUCCCCAACAGGAGAAGGAACAUUCUAUCCUCAAACUGCAGCUUGACGAAGAACGACACAAACGUACCCUGCUUGAGAAAGAGUUGAACGCUCUCAUUCAGCAGCAACUCACCCUGGAGAAGAUGGAUGUGAAGGAAAGAGUUGUCCGCACAGAGAAAGUCCAAGUGGAGAGGGACCCAGAGGCUGAGCUUGAAAUUGAAAACCUAAGGAGAACGUUGGAAGAGGAGAAGAGAAGAAAGCGUGAUCUUGACCAGGAGUUGUCUGUGCUCACCUCCAAGUUGUCCGACAUGGAAUUUGCUAACACAAAGUCCACUAAAGAACUGGACUACAUCCGUGACGAAAGUAAUCGCCUCCAACAAGAAAACCAAAGGCUGCAGAAUGAGAUCCGCAAACUUCGUUCAGAAAUUGACAUCACCUAUAAAGAGACUCGGUUUAUCACUGAGUCUGCACCCAGGGAAGAUGGCAGGAACUUGGAGCUGAGGCUUGACUCACUUCAGAAGGAACUCGCAGAUCUAAGAAACAUAACGGCCCAAAAAGAUGAGGAGAUUGAAAAGCUUAAAAAGAACCUGGCAGCAGUGAGGAUGAAGAGAGAGCAAAGAGAAAGUCACCUCCGCAGAUCCAUUGUUGUCAUUGAUCCUGAUUCGGGAAGAGAGAUGCGACCUGAAGAGGCAUACCGACUAGGGUUGAUCGACUGGAAGAUGUUUGUUAACCUGCAGAGCCAGGAGUGUGAUUGGGAAGAGAUCACAGUUAAAGGCCCGUCUGGAGAGUCUUCUGUGCUUCACGACAGAAAAUCAGGGAAGAAGUUCUCCAUUGAUGACGCACUACGUCAUGGGCACAUCACAGAACGUCAGCAUCAGCAAUACCUAAACAAAGAAAUAUCCAUCCAGGAGUUUGGUGUAAUGGUGUCAAGCAAGCAAAAGUAAACUUCACCAUUCACAUGCUACACUGACCACCAUCUGUACUCAUCUGUUUAAUGGUCUCCAUGCUGUUCUCUAUCUCGUCACUCUGGUAUUAAUACCAUUUUGUUUAAUACUGCGGCAACCAGGCCUUCUUCCUGCCUUAAAUUUCCAA
This is a messenger RNA of Poecilia latipinna (sailfin molly), 5692 nucleotides long. RefSeq names its product periplakin (gene ppl). The transcript has 23 exons. The coding region runs from base 214 to 5544 and encodes 1776 amino acids. Gene Ontology annotation, molecular function: structural molecule activity; cadherin binding. Gene Ontology annotation, biological process: intermediate filament cytoskeleton organization; wound healing. NCBI's taxonomy places the organism in Eukaryota, Metazoa, Chordata, Actinopteri, Cyprinodontiformes, Poeciliidae. Gene Ontology annotation, cellular component: membrane; intermediate filament; cytoplasm. The record is from RefSeq and is a predicted model, not a curated record.